Molecule: messenger RNA, 830 nt
Organism: Folsomia candida
Lineage: Eukaryota; Metazoa; Arthropoda; Collembola; Entomobryomorpha; Isotomidae
Product: transcription factor MafAa
Exons: 5
Coding region: 81-692 (203 amino acids)
Molecular function (GO): odorant binding
Source: RefSeq, a predicted model, not a curated record
UAAAAUGAGGUCUAAAAGCUUGGGACAUCGACAUUAAGUAUCAAAGGUUUUUGAAGUACUGUAAUAAUUUCUUUUUCGACAUGAAGGGUUUCCUCAUCCUCGCCUUGACGUUAGCCGCAGUGGCCAUCAUCUCCGGGUUUGUGCACCACGACCACAGCAAAGGGCAUGACCACGAGGUCGACGGGGAGGAGUCGUCAACCUCGUCGUCGGGGGAAAAGCAUCAUCAUCAUCACGGGAAGCACCACCAUAAGAAGCAUCACCACCACCAUCACAAGCAUCAUCAUCACUGGAAAUGUAAUGGAGAAGCCGUAAAUUCUAACGCCGAGCUGAUCAAGGCGAAAAAGGAAUGUCACACGGAAUUUAAAGAAGCCAAGGAAAAUAAUGUUGAAAACAGACAAAAGGGACGAACCUGCAAGAGCUUAUGUGCGGGCAAGAAAAUCGGAUUCUUUGAUGAAGAAGGUCAAGUUGUCCAAACCAAGGUAGAUGAGCUUAUCGAAUCAAUGAUUGAAAGCACCGAAGCUCAAGCUGACAUCAAAGAGAAAGCUGUUGCUUGUGCCACGAAUACUACCGAAGUUUUUGCUGAUGGACCAUCUGACACUAAAUGUUCCAAUUACAAGCCAUACCUUAAGUGUUUAUGGAUGUCUACAAUGGAGGUGUGCGUCAAGAAUUUCGACCCUGAAGAUUGGGAAUAAGUAUUCAAUUUUGAUCUACCGUGCUGCUACUAUUUUAAUACACAUAUAAUUCUAUUUAAUAUGGAAAAUUCAUUGGUUUCAAUUUGCGUGUACUUUGAUUUGGUCAAAAAACUUAAUAAAAACAUGUUCUUUUUAACG